Molecule: messenger RNA, 2172 nt
Organism: Tupaia belangeri chinensis (Chinese tree shrew)
Lineage: Eukaryota; Metazoa; Chordata; Mammalia; Scandentia; Tupaiidae
Gene: ESRRA
Product: estrogen related receptor alpha
Biological process (GO): regulation of DNA-templated transcription
Cellular component (GO): nucleus
Molecular function (GO): sequence-specific DNA binding; steroid binding; zinc ion binding
Source: RefSeq, a predicted model, not a curated record
CCUUGAGGUUUCUCCGUUCCGGCCCUAUGGACCCUGCCUUCCAGGGACUCGCAUGCAGGGCUUCUGGCAUGUUUUGGGUCUGCUUCUCCCGGCCCAGGUUCCCCAGCUUUGCAGAGAUACUGUGUCGGAUCGAGGGUCAGGUUGGAAUUACCUUGGAGGAAGGGAAAAGGGUGACCAGCGCCAUGUCCAGCCAGGUGGUGGGCAUUGAGCCUCUCUACAUCAAGGCAGAGCCAGCCAGCCCCGACAGUCCAAAGGGUUCCUCGGAGACCGAGACUGAGCCCCCUGUGGCCCUGGCUCCUGGUCCAGCUCCUACCCGCUGCCUCCCAGGCCACAAGGAAGAGGAGGAUGGGGAGGGGGCUGGGCCUGGCGAGCAGGGAAGUGGGAAGCUGGUGCUCAGCUCCCUGCCCAAACGCCUCUGCCUGGUUUGUGGAGAUGUGGCCUCCGGCUACCACUAUGGUGUGGCGUCCUGUGAGGCCUGCAAAGCCUUCUUCAAGAGGACCAUCCAGGGGAGCAUCGAAUACAGCUGUCCGGCCUCCAAUGAGUGCGAGAUCACCAAGCGGAGACGCAAAGCCUGCCAGGCCUGUCGCUUCACCAAGUGCCUGCGGGUGGGCAUGCUCAAGGAGGGGGUGCGCCUGGAUCGUGUCCGGGGUGGGCGACAGAAGUAUAAACGGCGACCAGAGGUGGACCCACUGCCCUUCCCAGGCCCUUUCCCUGCCGGCCCCCUGGCAGUAGCUGGAGGUCCCCGGAAGACAGCCCCUGUGAAUGCACUGGUAUCUCACCUGCUGGUGGUUGAGCCUGAGAAGCUGUAUGCCAUGCCUGACCCGGCAGGCCCUGACGGACACCUCCCAGCCGUGGCUACCCUCUGUGACCUCUUUGACCGAGAGAUUGUGGUCACCAUCAGCUGGGCCAAGAGCAUCCCAGGCUUCUCCUCGCUGUCACUGUCUGACCAGAUGUCAGUACUGCAGAGCGUAUGGAUGGAGGUACUGGUGCUGGGUGUGGCCCAGCGCUCACUGCCACUGCAGGAUGAGCUGGCCUUCGCGGAGGACCUGGUCCUGGAUGAAGAAGGGGCACGGGCAGCUGGUCUGGGGGAACUGGGGGCUGCCUUGCUGCAGCUGGUGCGGCGACUGCAGGCCUUGCGGCUGGAGCACUCUGUGCACAUUGAAGAUGCUGAGGCUGUAGAGCAGCUGCGAGAAGCCCUGCACGAGGCCCUGCUGGAGUACGAAGCUGGCCGGGCUGGCCCUGGAGGAGGUGCUGAACGGCGGCGGGCAGGGAUGCUGUUGCUCACCCUACCACUCCUUCGCCAGACAGCGGGCAAAGUGCUGGCCCAUUUCUAUGGGGUGAAGCUGGAGGGCAAGGUGCCCAUGCACAAGCUAUUCUUGGAGAUGCUUGAGGCCAUGAUGGACUGAGGCAAGGGGUGGGGUGGGUGGGGGUGCUGGCAGGAUCUGCCCAGCAUGGGGUUAGCCCCAAGGGGGCAGAGCUGGGGUCUGGGCAGUGCCACAACCUGCUGGCAGGGCCAGGGCAAUGCCAUCAGCCCCUGGGAGCAGGCCCCAUGCCCUCUCCUCCCCCGACCCAGGGGGUAUCAGAAGCUGGGGAAAGUGUGAGCCCAGGCUCUGGGCAGUGCUGCCCCUUGCAAGCCAUAAUGUGCCCCCAGAGUGUAGGGGGCCUUGCGGAAGCCAUAGGGGGCUGCAGGGGAUGUGUGGGAGGCAGAAGCCUGAUCUCAGGGAGGGAAGGGGAUGGAGGCCAUAGUCUCCCAGUGGGUGAUGCUUUUGCUGCUGCUUAAUCCGAUCCCCUCUCAAGAGUAGAGGAGGACUUGGAGAGCAAAGGCCCCUGCCCCCUUCGCUCCUCUCCUCAUCGUUUGCAUUGGGCAUUAAUGCCCCCCCUUGAAGCAAUAACUCCAAGCAGGCUCCAGCCCCUGGACCCCUGGGGUGGCCAGGGCCCCCUAGCUCCCACCCAGCCUCCUCAGGGGGGAGGGAGAGCACUGCCUCUAUGCCCUGCAGAGCAAUAACACUAUAUUUAUUUUUGGGUUUGGCCAGGGAGGCGCAGGGACAUGGGGCAAGCCAGGGCCCAGAGCCCUUGGCUGUACAGAGACUCUAUUUUAAUGUAUAUUUGCUGCAAAGAGAAACCGCUUUUGGUUUUGAACCUUUAAUGAGAAAAAAAAUAUAUACUAUCGAG